Messenger RNA from Papaver somniferum (opium poppy), 1876 nucleotides. RefSeq names its product cytochrome P450 CYP749A22-like. Gene Ontology annotation, molecular function: monooxygenase activity; heme binding; iron ion binding. The transcript has 5 exons. The coding region runs from base 140 to 1702 and encodes 520 amino acids. The record is from RefSeq and is a predicted model, not a curated record. Lineage: Eukaryota; Viridiplantae; Streptophyta; Magnoliopsida; Ranunculales; Papaveraceae.
CCAUGGUUCAUCCACUUAUUUUUCCUCCAAAGCCAAGUGCUACUGCUACCAAUACUCCAAAGUCCAAAAUCCAAAGCCAAGAAGGAAUUCUAGUUUGGGUAAAAGGUAAAGGUUUGUAUUCUUUCUUAUAUUUUCUUUGAUGACAAGUAUGGGUAUAAUCAAGCUAGAAUUCCUUCUUGUUCCAGUUUGUGCGUUUCUCUUGUAUCUCCUCUUCCUUCUCAUCAAAUUCAUUCACAAAGUAUGGUGGAACCCAAUCUACAUAACAAAAUUCUUAGCUUCACAAGGAAUCAAUGGCCCUCGGUACAAAUUACUUCAUGGAAAUGCCAAAGAAAUCCUCAAGAUGGCGAAUGAAUCCAAAAGCAAACCCAUGGAAGAAUUAUCUCAUCAGAUCUUUCCUUAUCUUCAACCUUUCCGAUACGCAUGUAUCAAAACUUAUGGUAAGAUUCAUCUUUCCUGGAUUGGUCCAAGACCUCAAUUAUUUGUAUCCGAAGUAGAAUUGAUCAAGGAGAUAAUGAAUGACAAAGAUGGAGUAUACCCUAAAACCAAGUCUGAAGGGUACUUCAAGAAGUUGCUAGGAGAUGGACUUGUGUCAGCCCAGGGGAAUAAAUGGAUCAAACAACGGAAACAAGCUAAUCAUGCAUUUCAUGCCGAAAGCUUAAAGGGAAUGGUUCCAUCUGUGAUUGCUGCUGUUGAGACUAUGGUAGAGAAAUGGAAAAUGUAUGAAGGGAAAGAGAUAGAAGUCUUUGAGGAAUUUAGGAUUUUAACAUCGGAGGUCAUUUCAAGAACUGCUUUCGGAAGUAGUUAUGCUGAAGGGAAAAACGUUUUCGAGAUGAUGAUGAAAUUGGGUUCAAUUGUGUCUGCAAGUUUUCUAAAGAUAAGGCUUCCUGGUAUAGGAAAACUUAUGCCAAAUCAAGACGAUAUUGAAUCAGACAGACUUGAACAAGAAAUACGAAAAUCCAUUUUAGGAUUGGUACAGAAAAGAGAAGAAACGAGGAGAAAUGGAGGAUACGGGAGCGACUAUCUUGGAAUGUUAAUGAAAGCAACUCAUGAAGCUGAUGAAAAGAAGCGGAUUUCAGUAGAUGAUAUGAUUGAUGAAUGCAAAACUUUCUACCUUGCUGGUCAUGAAACAACUACUACUUUACUUACAUGGACUUGUCUACUUCUAGCCAUCAAUACCGAAUGGCAAGAUAAAGCAAGAAAGGAGGUGUUCGACUUACUCGGAGAAAACAAUCCAGCCCCUGAUGACAAUUCUAUAGGGAAACUCAAGAUUCUGAGUAUGAUCAUUAACGAAACUCUAAGGCUAUACCCACCAGUUGUUGCAGUUGUAAGAAGAGUUGCAAGAGAGGUUAAAGUAGGAAAUAGAAUUGUUCUUCCCGCAAACAUAGAACUAAGCAUUUCAACUGUAGCUGUGCAACAUGAUCCAGAGAUAUGGGGAGAAGAUGUUCAUCUUUUCAAACCAGAGAGAUUUGCAGAAGGGAUAGCAAAAGCCACAAACAACAACACGGCAGCAUUUCUUCCUUUCGGUUUGGGACCUCGAGUUUGUGUAGGUUCAAAUUUUGCCAUCACUGAAGCCAAGAUUGCUCUUGUCAUGAUUCUCCAGCGUUACCAUUUUACACUUUCACCUGCUUAUGUUCAUUCCCCAACGCAACGUAUCACUACUCGUCCCCAACAUGGACUUCAAAUCAUGCUGCACGCGCUAUAAAAGGGAAAUCAAAGUCGUCGUAAUUGAAAAAUCUGCAAUAUUUAUUUUGUUUAUUCGGUCAAUAUGCUGCAUCUGAUGCGCACUGGAAAUAUAGAAACAAUAUACAUACAAAACCGUCCAAUUUUAUGUAAUUUUUGGUUUCUUCCAAGUUUACAAACAUAGUGUUCUCUGUCA